GCCCUCCUUUCAUCGUGGUGUGAAGAGCUGGGAAGGCUUCUCCUUCUACGUCACCAGAAGAGCAGACAAAGUGACCCUCCAGGGAAACUCCCCAUGCAGCCCCCCAUGAAUUCUUUGACCUCUAUGAAACCAUCCCUGUCCCACAGUGAUGGAUCUUUCCCUUAUGAUUCUGUCCCUUGGCAACAAAACGCAAGUCAGCCCCCAGGUUCUCUUUCAGUGGUUACUACGGUUUGGGGGGUCACAAACACAUCGCAGAGUCAGGUUCUGGGAAACCCAAUGGUUAAUGCAAACAAUCCUUUGAAUCCUGCUGGCAACCCCAUGGCAUCUGGCAUGAACAGCAAUAGUGCUGGCAUGAAUUCUCCUCAGUUUGCUGGGCAACAACAGCAAUUUCCCACAAAAGGCGCAUCCAACCAGCCCUAUAUGCAACAAAGCAUGUACGGACGUCCAAAUUAUCCGGGGGGAGGAGGAUUUGCGGGAAGCUAUCCUGGUGGACCCAAUAACCCUUCUGGAAUGGGCAUCCCACCUCAUACGCGACCACCUUCAGAUUUCACCCAGCCAGCAGCGGCGGCUGCUGCAGCUGCUGUUGCUGCUGCAGCUGCUACUGCUACCGCUACAGCAACUGCCACAGUGGCAGCGCUGCAGGAAACUCAGAAUAAGGACAUGAACCAUACGGCCCAGUGUGUUCCUCUUUCCAGAUGGGUCCUGCCCAGGCCUACAACAGUCAGUUCAUGAACCAGCCUGGCCCACGAGUGCCCUCUGCUAUGUCAGGGAGUAUGAACCCAGCUGGGAUGGGUCCCAACAUGGCACCUUCCAAUAUGAGUGGCCCACCAAUGGGAAUGAAUCAGCCUCGGCCUGGCAUGAACCCUUUCAGCUCACAUGGCCAAAGGAUGCCUCAGCAAAGCUACCCUGGCCCCAGACCUCAGUCGUUGCCCAUGCAGGGCAUUAAAAGGCCGUACCCAGGAGAGCCAAAUUAUGCCAGCCAGCAGUAUGGACCAAGCAGUCAAUUUCCCAGUCAGCCUGGGCAGUACCCAAGCCCAAAUCCUGCUAGACCCAUGACGUCUCCAAAUUACCCCGGCCAGAGGAUGACAGGACAGCAGAGCACAGGGCAGUACCCACCCCCCAGUGUUGGCAUGGGGCAGUAUUACAAGCCCUCCAGACCGGGCCCUGUUGGAAAUUACCCCCACUCACCUGUUCCGGGAAACCCCACACCACCUAUAACACCUGGCAGCAGUAUCCCCUCAUACUUGUCACCCAGUCAAGAUGUCAAGCCUCCAUUUCCUCCAGACAUCAAGCCAAACAUGAGUGCUUUACCUCCACCACCAACCAGCCACACAGAUGAACUUCGUCUGACGUUUCCUGUGAGGGAUGGAGUAGUAUUGGAGCCCUUCCGAUUGGAACACAACCUAGCCGUGAGCAAUCAUGUGUUCCACUUACGACCGACCGUCCAUCAGACCCUCAUGUGGAGGUCUGACCUGGAACUGCAGUUUAAAUGCUACCACCAUGAAGAUCGGCAGAUGAACACCAACUGGCCAGCAUCUGUGCAAGUCAGUGUCAAUGCCACACCUCUUACCAUUGAGCGGGGUGACAACAAGACUUCCCACAAACCCCUUCACCUCAAACAUGUCUGUCAACCGGGCCGCAACACCAUUCAGAUUACUGUUACUGCCUGUUGCUGUUCACACUUGUUCGUGCUGCAGUUAGUUCAUCGGCCUUCAGUACGGUCAGUACUGCAGGGUUUGCUGAAGAAGAGACUUCUGCCAGCAGAACAUUGUAUCACAAAAAUAAAGAGAAAUUUCAGCAGUGUAGCGGCAUCAUCUGGUAAUGCAGCACUAAAUGGAGAGGAUGGAGUAGAGCAGACGGCAAUUAAAGUCUCAUUGAAAUGCCCGAUCACGUUCAGACGGAUCCAGCUGCCUGCUCGGGGACAUGACUGCAAACAUGUACAGUGCUUUGAUCUGGAAUCAUUAUCUGCAGUUGAACUGUGAGCGGGGAACAUGGAGAUGUCCUGUAUGCAAUAAAACAGCCCUAUUAGAAGGCCUCGAGGUAGAUCAGUACAUGUGGGGCAUCUUGAAUGCAAUACAGAACUCAGAGUUUGAAGAAGUGACCAUUGAUCCCACGUGCAGUUGGCGGCCGGUACCUAUCAAAUCAGAGAUUCACAUCAAGGAUGAUCCUGAUGGAAUGCCCUCCAAGAGGUUUAAGACUAUGAGUCCCAGUCAGAUGAUCAUGCCCAAUGUCAUGGAGAUGAUUGCAGCACUGGGGCCUGGCCCUUCACCAUAUCCAUCUCUGCCACCACCCCCUGGUGGAGGAAGUUCCAAUGAGUAUGUUGGACAAGGUAACAAUUACCAGGGUCAUGGCAACUUUGACUUCCCUCAUGGAGCUCCAGGUGGCACAUCAAUGAACGACUUUAUGCACGGGCCCCAGCUCUCGCACCCCCCUGACAUGCCUGGUGGGAUGUCUUCGCUGGACAAGCCACUCAGUCACCCCAUGCAGGACUCUAUUCCUCAUGUAGGAAAUGCUGAUCAGCCUCAUGGCGCCAUGCCUCAGGGCUUACACCCACCUCACCCAGGAAGCCAGCCUGGGCAGCCUUUACAUCAUGGUGGACCAGCACCUCAACCUCGACAUCCACCUCAAGCUGCUGGCCAUGGACAUGGAGAUAUGGCCUUUAACCCUUCAUCGGUAUUAGAAGGUCAGCCUGGUGGACAGGGACCCCCUGAUAUGCCAGAGCCAUCGCUGGAUCUGCUUCCAGAGUUAACUAACCCCGAUGAGCUUCUUUCCUACCUGGAUCCUCCUGACCUCCCCAACAACAGCAAUGAUGACCUUCUCUCACUGUUUGAGAACAACUAA
Molecule: messenger RNA, 2841 nt
Organism: Staurois parvus
Lineage: Eukaryota; Metazoa; Chordata; Amphibia; Anura; Ranidae
Source: the annotation of a GenBank genome assembly